CCUUUUUUUAAGUGGUCAGCCCAUCAAUUCGCAAAGGCAGAACCCGUCGCCCCUCACGAUCUCAGUUCGUGAAACCGAACGAAACCCCGUCGCUCCUCCCAUUCGCGAACAGCCCCGACUCCAUCUCCUCCAUUUCGCAAGCCCCGAUCUCCCUCUCUCUCGCGCAAGCAGCCUAAUAAAGGUUUCCUAGCCCCAUUCACAAGAACUGGCCGCAUUUCCUUCUCACGGAUCUCCGACGCCGAUCGUUAGCCCUAGCCGAGGAUCUCAUCGCUUCCCCUUGUUCGCGUGGAUAGCAGCAGUAGCCCCAGCCCAUCGCUUCCUCUGUCCUGGCCGACGCCAACAUUUUCUAAAUCUUGGUUUUUUCGAACUUCUUGCCAUUCCAUGUUGGGGCACCUAAGAUCCAAGACUUCAAAAGAUUUCAAAGUUAGAUUUGAGAAGGCUUUGGAAUCUGGGGAAGGAUUUGCAGCUGAUGCUAAAAUGUCCUCAUUCAAUGAAAGUGGCAAAGAUACAUACAUUGAACAAGUAGUUGUGGACACUUCAAAAGCACGAGAGAUGCUUUGCCGUAAUAUAAAUGCAUAUGUUACUUCAGUUCGUGAGGCAAAAUUAUCUGAGAUCACGUCCUUGUAUGAGGAAAAACUUAACAAGACACUUUCAAAGCCUGUGAAAUCUCUUUUAAAUAAUGCUAGUGAUGAAACGUGGUCAGCAAUUAGAAAACUUCUUCAGCUAGAGAGAAUGACAACUUUAGUUGGUUUUGCUUCAACCCUUUCUUCAUUUGAUAUUGAUCAGACAAUUGUUGAAACUUUGGUUGCAAAACUAGAAAAAUAUGCCAUAAGCAUUAUUGAAUCUAAGGCAAGAGAAGAAGUUGGGAGAGUCUUGAUGAAUAUGAAUGACAGGUUCAAAACAGUGUUUAGUUAUGAUUAUGAUUUAAUGCCAAGACUAUGGACAGGAGAAGAGGACAUAAAAGCAAUCACCAAAAUGGCUCGUUUAGCAUCCUUAAAGUUACUGUCUAUUCUUGUUGCAAUUCACUUGGAUGAGGAGAAUGAUAAUGCUGAGGAGACCCUUCAGCUUGCUUUGAUGGACAUUCUUAGUUGUUCAACUUUAAAUAGGAUUUGGUCAAAUGAUGGAUUGACUGCAUUGACUUCCAAUACGUGGAAAGAUGUUUCAUCAACGAGAACCUUAAUUACACCAGUUCAGUGCAUGUCAUUAUGGAGACAGUUCAAGAAAGAAACAAAGCAUACUGUGAAACGAGCUAUUGCUACUCAGGAAACUUACAAGAGAAAGAACAACCAAUUGCCUCCUUGGGCUAUUGUGGCCAUGUUAAUCUUGGGAUUCAAUGAAUUGAUAACAAUUUUAAGAAAUCCUUCGUACCUUUGGGCUAUUUUUUUUGCUUUUCUUCUGGGCAAGGCGCUUUGGGUCCAGCUUGACAUCUCAGACGAAUUUCAAAAUGGAGUUAUAAGGGACAAUGACCUACAGCUCCAGAUACUUGAAGGAAUCCUUUGUCAAAUAGUCACUUUAUACAGAGAUAGAGUACUCGCUAUCAUCAGCUAGAGCAUCCAAUGAAACCUCUUCAGAUUGUGCAACUAUAUAUGAGUAACUUUUGAGUAUAUUCUCAUUUGACAUUUAUGAAAGUUUAUUUUUUUUUCCUUAAACCUUUUUUCCUGUUAGAUCAACUAUAGUAUUAUUCGUUUAUUUUGUUUUGUUUUUUUUCUCUCUUCUCUUAGUUGGUGGCAUUUCCAAUUGUAUUCGUUGUUUUCAUGAAAAGUUUAUUCUUUUUUUAUUUUUAGGCGCAUAUAAGCGCAGUGGCUUUGGAAAUACAUGCAAUUGGGAAGGAAGAUUAUUGAUUGGGCAACAUUGAAUUUUUUUAACAAAAUAAUAUAUAAUUCAGAU
This is a messenger RNA of Dendrobium catenatum, 1887 nucleotides long. RefSeq names its product protein ROOT HAIR DEFECTIVE 3. Gene Ontology annotation, molecular function: GTPase activity. The record is from RefSeq and is a predicted model, not a curated record. Lineage: Eukaryota; Viridiplantae; Streptophyta; Magnoliopsida; Asparagales; Orchidaceae. Gene Ontology annotation, biological process: endoplasmic reticulum membrane fusion. Bases 382 to 1548 code for a protein of 388 amino acids. The transcript is spliced from 10 exons. Gene Ontology annotation, cellular component: endoplasmic reticulum.